CCAUGCCUUUACUCCAAGCCGUCCAAAGUAACAGCGCUGCAGAAUCUCCUACUAUCCCCAGUGGAGUAUAAUUUCCUUCGGCGUACCGAUGUUCAAUGGCAGUAACCGUAUAUACCACUACUUUCCAACACUCUAGAAUCUCUGGGAACCAACUUUUGACCUUCAUCUUGCCCCGUCGGCCGUUGCAUAACAAAUAGUGGCACGAGCAGCGCGAAUCUUACUACUUUCAGAUGUAGAAAUUGGCACCUGUGAGGAAUAAACGAGCUCCUAUUCACUUUGAUUGGCUCGCUUGGUGAGCUCGGCAAUGUGACACAAAAAGUCAACAUAUCUUAGACUUGAACUCGCAAAUAUUUCCGCCUUUUCUACCUUCAUUGCAGUUUCGCAAUCCAACUCCUUUGGCACCAUGCAUCAGUUUUAUUUGGCUUUGUGCACCUUAUUGGGUUUUGCGGCUGCAUCUUCCAUUCCAGCAUCAAAAUGCAAAUGCUUUCCUGGCGAUGCCUGCUGGCCAUCGCAAAUUGAAUGGGACCAGUUGAACAACACUGUUGCGGGACGUCUGAUCGCAACAGUCCCGUUAGGAUCCCCGUGCCAUGAUCCGACUUAUGAUGCAGAAUUAUGUGCCGAUUUACAAGGCCAAUGGCUCGACUCUGGUAUCCAUAUGGACUCACCGUCAUCAGUGAUGGCACCUCUCUUCGCUAACCAGAGCUGUGACCCCUUUACGCCAAGAGAUCUUCCAUGCACACUUGGUAACUAUGUGCACUUUACGGUCAAUGCAACUGGUUCGGAUGAUGUUAUUGCGGCAAUUAGCUUCGCGAAAGAGAAGAACGUUCGCUUUGUGAUACGCAACACUGGCCAUGACUAUCUCGGACGAUCCACGGGUGCGGGUGGCUUGGCCAUCUGGACACAUCAUCUCAAGAGUAUUGAGUCUUUAGACUGGAAUGACGGCUCCUAUGUCGGUAAAGCCCUCAAGGUAGGAGCUGGUAUUCAGGGAUUCGAGGCCUUGGCCGCAGCUUACAAGCUUGGACUUGUGGUCGUUACUGGAGAAUGCCCUACAGUCGGUCUUGCUGGUGGCUACACCCAAGGAGGCGGACAUUCCGGCUUGAGCACAGUAUUUGGCCUCGCGGCCGAUAAUACCCUCUCCUUCGAUGUAGUCACCGCUGCUGGAGAACUGCUUACGGCCAGUCGUGACCAAAAUGCUGACUUGUACUGGGCUCUAAGUGGUGGCGGUGGAGGCAACUACGGUGUAGUCGUUUCGCUGACUGUUCAAGCCCACCCUGACAGCACAGUCAGUGGUGCCACUUUCGCUGUUACUGCCAGUGACAACCAAACGGCAGAUGAGGUCUUUGGAGCUGUGGAUGCUUACCAUGACAGCGUCAUAGACAUUGUUGACUCUGGUGUCAUGGCCAUUUACUUUUUUGGCACUGGCUUCCUCCAAUCGCCUGCUAUCACGGCUUAUAACAAGACGCAGAGCGAGCUCGAAGGCAUCAUGGCACCAUUUCUGUCAAAAUUGAGCGCGCUUGGACUCAUCUAUACCAUUACUUAUACCGAGUUUUCCUCGUACUACGACCACUACGACCACUACUGGGGCCCACUGCCCCUAGGUAACAUCCAAGUUGGUACUUCGCUGUAUGGCGGCCGUCUGAUUCUAAGGGACCAGAUCGGCAACUUCAGUCAGCCAGCACGCGACCUCAUAGCACAAGGCACUACGUUCAUUGGUGUUAGUACCAAUGUCUCUCGUUUCGGUGGUGACAACGCUGUCUUGCCACAAUGGCGAGAUGCCAUCGUACAAGUGACGCUUGGCCUUGCUUGGAACUUCACUGCCCCUUGGGCAGAAGAUCUUGCACUUCAGGCGCAAUUGACUGACAUAGUUAUGCCCAUCAUCGAAGCUGCCACUCCAGGCAGUGGUGCGUAUAUGAACGAGGCAGACUGGGCCCAGCCUAAUUUUCAAGAAGAUUUCUUCGGUAACAAUUACGAAACCCUAAUGGGAAUCAAGCGGAAGUGGGACCCCUCUGGCUUGUUCUGGGCCGUUGACGCGGUUGGGAGCGAGGCUUAUAGCACAACAGUUGACGGCCGUUUGUGUUCAAUAUCGUAA
Messenger RNA from Truncatella angustata, 2089 nucleotides. RefSeq lists its product as uncharacterized. The transcript is spliced from 2 exons. The record is from RefSeq and is a predicted model, not a curated record. Gene Ontology annotation, molecular function: FAD binding; oxidoreductase activity. NCBI's taxonomy places the organism in Eukaryota, Fungi, Ascomycota, Sordariomycetes, Amphisphaeriales, Sporocadaceae. The coding region runs from base 404 to 2089 and encodes 561 amino acids.